Drosophila miranda is the source of this 1520-nucleotide messenger RNA. RefSeq lists its product as uncharacterized. Lineage: Eukaryota; Metazoa; Arthropoda; Insecta; Diptera; Drosophilidae. The record is from RefSeq and is a predicted model, not a curated record. The transcript has 2 exons. The coding region runs from base 326 to 1087 and encodes 253 amino acids.
AUAUAUUCCUCCUAAAGAUCGGAUUACAUCGACCGAUUAUAUUUUGUUCCUGUAGUUUUGAAAAUUUGCCGUUAUAUCAAUCAAAAAGAUGCUUUGUUGUAAAGAAUUUUAAAACAGCUGUUUUCGCCCGCACGAAAGCUCAUCAGCAUACAGUAUACAUUUAUGGUAUAGUGACGAUAGUAUUGCAUGCCAUGAUUUCAUCGUACCGGUAUGGUGCUUCCCAAAGCUCUCGUCAACAAUAAUUAAAGUAUCAAAAUAUUGUGAAAUUUAAGGAACUCCGCUUUCCGAUCCGAUCCGACUGUUACUUGUUACUGUUUUGUGAGACAUGGAGGGCGAAACAGCUCCGAAUGAAUCUUCUCCGUCUCUGAACGUUCUGUGUGGCAUCUGUAACGAAUUCUACCGGGCAAACGACAUUAUUUUUUCCACUGCCAGUUGCGGCCAUGUAUUUCACAGGGAGUGCCUGACGCGCUGGCUUGGAAGAUCCCCGACGUGUCCCCAGUGCCGGGCCACUUGCCAUCGGAACCGCAUUCAUCGAAUUUAUCUAAAUUUCGCCGAGCGCACGGAGCUCGACGACCAAGAGCCACCAAAGCAGCCUGUUCAAUGGGUACCUAUGGACCUCGACAUUAACAGUUCCCGGGACGCAUACAACGCACCGGAAGGUGCCAUUCAGUGUGGCACAGAUGAGGAUGGUCUGCCCACAUAUGUAGCCCGUGGCUACUUCAACGACGAUCUGCUGCCAGCGAGCUAUGCGCCCCAGAAGAAGGCAGCGUUUGGCUCUUGGAGCUGCCGCUCCUAUAGGCUUAUCGAAGGGGUGGAGGUCCUGGUGUUGACCGACUGCGAUCACGAGUGGGUACCUGGUUCCAUUGGCAGUUACCCCCCAAACGCACUACCGACAGGUUAUUCCGAGAUUGGCGAGGUGACGUACACUGGACUCGGCGUUUACGAAGGCAUCAAGAGACUGGGAAAAGUGCAUCCCUCCCACAAGGUCAUGUACAUUCCGCACCGCGGACAGGAGGUGAACACAUCUAGCUAUGAAGUCUUGGUGGUUACACCUCGCGUAGAAGUGGAAUCUCCAUCCCCAUCGUGAGAUGAAUCGAGAACCUCUCGUACAGUGUCGUAUAUGUAGAGUGAAUCAGUGUUGACUGUGCAUGGAUAGAUAACCCAAAUAAAAAUAAAAUACAGUUGCUGGAUAACCUGCUACCCCGAUUCGUACUGCAUCUUUAUGUAAUAGUUUAUUAUAUUCAAAUCUGUUAAACAUAGCGUAUGUAUGUGUAUUCCGAUUAGUGUUUGUAUCAUAUACGCAUGCUGAGAACUGUUUUGUGUUAUCCCCGAACAUGGUUUUAGCUAUAGAUAUGACUACGUUGUAACUAUACAAUCAUAUUCGUAUUCCUCACUAUCCUCUACUUUCUGGCUGCCAUUGUUGUUUCAACAAAGGGCCUUACAAAAUGUUCUUUAAAAAUAGCUUUAGUUGUAUGCAUGAUGUGUAUAUUUUGUUUAAUAAAUUUGCUGAAUCUGCACAG